Molecule: messenger RNA, 4138 nt
Organism: Nematolebias whitei (Rio pearlfish)
Lineage: Eukaryota; Metazoa; Chordata; Actinopteri; Cyprinodontiformes; Rivulidae
Gene: alpk2
Product: alpha-kinase 2
Exons: 10
Coding region: 1-3822 (1273 amino acids)
Biological process (GO): protein phosphorylation
Molecular function (GO): ATP binding; protein serine/threonine kinase activity
Source: RefSeq, a predicted model, not a curated record
AUGGUAGGACCCAUGUCAGACCUUUAUAUUUUUGAAGGUGACACACGUGAUUUUAUUCUCAGCCAAACUGUAGAUCCCAGUCAGCUUACAUGCCCUGAAUACCUGCCAUUAUCACAAACAGGAAAGGAGAAGGCAGACCAUGACUGUGGUCCACAUGUCCUGAUGUGUGAUUCAGAAGGCAUUGUGUCACAAUGUCAUCACAGCUUUAGUAAAGAACAAUCUAUAGAGAGCAACUUGUCAGAAGUGAGUCAACAUGAAGAGUUACGACCACCUGCUGUGGAGGCCUGGGGUGUGGAGUUGAUGUUGGGAAGUGAUGUGAGAUCAGGCAAAGCAGAGGUCACUGAUUUAACCCUCGACCUGCAGCGCAGCGACAGCCCAGUCGAACACUGGAUGGAUGCAUGUCAGGAUCUGAGAGGUGAGGACGAAGAAGAUGGGGAGAAUUUGGACAAAGCAAGCCACUUUAUUUUACGAGAACAUCAAGUGUCAGGUUACAGCCCCGGUGACAGCAAGAGGAUUGACUGCUCCAUUGAUGACACCAAGGGUUGGGGGCCACCUGUUAGGAGAUGGUCAUCAGUGGACAGCUGGGCAACUGCACUCUCAGACUGGACUGGGAUUGUCGAGGAUCCAUCAGAAGAUAUUGCAGCUGCCUUUGCAGAGAUAGGAGCUGAGAUAGAUGCUUUGACGCAAUCGCUAGACAAGUUGAAUGCUCACACAGAGUCAGACACUCUGCACGAAAGUCUAACGGCAACAGAGAGAGAACGAGCCAAAGAGGAUAUGGGAGUUCAGGGUCAGCUUCUGAAGAAUCAAAGUAUCCUAGGGAGCUCCAUCCAUCCUGAUCAGAGCUGUCUCUCUUUGGGCCUUCAAACAGAAGGAUCUGAACAUCAAGACAACAGUGACUUGAAGAUCGUUGAAUCCUUGUGUGACCCAGAAAAUACCACCAAAGGAGAACAGCUUGCAAGGCACUCGCUUGUGGGUUCACCCAGGGUGACGGCCUCUUCUGAAGGGUACACCAUGGCUGAGAUCACACUGAGGACUGUAACUUCUUCUUCCUCUGAUUUGGAUCUUUUUAAGACUGAUGGAUAUUUUAGGAUCUUUGAGGAUGAAAUUUUCUUGAGCAACGAGGUCCUUCCAAUCAAACUGAAUAUAACAGAGGAUACAGAUUCGAUCACUCAUCCAGAGCUGGUAUUGGAAGAGCCCUGGGGAGAUGGACUGCAUCGAGUGACUGAUGAAUGCACCUUGUCACAGCGAGGCUCGGUUGAAAAGCAGAGAGUUAAAUGUGAAGGAAACACGUGGACAACAGAUCCUGAUAUUUUCAGCAGGCUUCCUCCAACAAACACAGAUGUGGACAGACAAUGUCAUCCUUGUACAGAUGUGUCAUUUAACACUUUGCCAGAUCUUCUCAGAAAAAGCCAGGUGGAGCUACAUUUGGGGAGUCCUGAGUUUACUACGCACUUAGCUUCACACAGCAGUGACUCCUCUUUCAUCUGUCAAACUAAAAGCAGUUUGGACAGUGAUCAGACUCAAAGCAACUGCUUGGGUUGUGGUCAUGUGCAAGAUUUGACUCUCUGCUCGAGCCCAGAUGGAGACAAAUCCUUUGGCAAAGGCGAUGAGGAGCUGAUUCAGAAAAAGCAGGCUACAAUAACACCUUCAGCAGAUGGGGUACAGGAACAGCGCAUUGAAGACAACGAACAGAGUUUCCUCACUGCAACCGAUGACAUAACAGAUUUCCGCACAGCUCUAGUAAACAUAUCUUUUCACCCUCUAGAUCAUUUUUUCAUCUCAGAGAAAAAGCGUGUUGCAUACCUCACUUUAGAUAUAAAUGAUCCCUUUAUACCCAGGACAGCUCCACCCAUCUUGACACCUACAAAAGUUGAGGAGACUGAGUUGAAGAUGCCUCACAAAACUCAUAAGAAUCCUGCAGAGAGCAAAACACGCUCGAAAAAGGAAAAAUCUGGUGGUCACCAUCAUAUUGGGCAGGCUUCCAAAAACCAAGAGAACACAUCUCAUCAUGUUUCCAUGCAGCAGUCCUGCAAACAGCAAGAAAGUCAUCUCACAACUGGAGAAAGUCACAUUAGCGAGAGCAGUGAAGUUGCGAUUGAAGUCAAGGAUGCUAAGAUUAUAACUGAGACCAGCAUGGGAGGGAAUGAGAAGAAGCUGCAUGGUAAGAAGAAAAAGAAACAUGGUCAGGCUGCAACUGUCAAGAGUGAAGCCGAGUCAUCAGUUGAUGUGGAGAAUGGAGCAAAACCAAAAAGUACAAUGGGAAGGAUAGACAUGUUUGAGGCCAAGUUUGGGGCCAAAACUGGAAAGGCUCACAAAGAUGGUCAUCAGUCAGUCCGUACUGAGAAAAAGUCCAAACAUCUAGAGGAAAAAGUGCCCCAUGUAGAGCAACCUCUGGACCACACAGAUCAUAAAGACUUCCAGACCAAAAAUUAUUCCCACCCUCCAAAUGAUGAUGUCAUCAAAAGGAGACGGAUGUCAGGAGAUAAAAUGGGGAAAAUUGUUAGCUCCUUUGAGUCUAAACUGCCAAAGACAUAUGCUUCAGUCAAAGCAAAGGAAGAAGAGACCCAGAGGAAUGUAGGUGCAGCUCGCAAAAAAGCAUACAGUGAGGUGGUCAAACAGAAAGUCCCACCAAAGGAAGGGCCUAAGGUGGUGCAGCCAAUCCAGGCAGUGUCAGUGAGCAAGGACCAUCAGAGUCUAUGUCUGUGGUGUCAGUUUGCUGCAGUCCACUCAGACUACACCGUGACCUGGAGCAGAGAGGGGACCAUCCUGGAUGAGAGCAAAAGAAGUGCAGGGGAUGAUAGCAGAGUGACACUGGCCAUCACCAACGCCACCCACAAAGACCUGGGCAAGUUUGAGUGUCGCCUCAGCAGCUCCCAGGGUUCAAUCACCCUGGACUAUCUGCUUACAUAUGAAGUUCUUAGUGAAAUUGUCAUCCCUGCAACUCCAUCGACCAUUUCAUCCACACCUGUAGAAGUGUGCAGUGAAGAAGAGGACGCCCACUUCUCCAAGCUCUUGUUCAGGGAAGAUUUCCUCUCAGAGCAGUACUUUGGAGAGAACCAUCCCAUCAGCAUCAUCACUGAAAAGGCUCACUUUGGAGAGGGGAUGCAUCGGCGAGCUUUCCGGACCACCCUGAAGGCAGGUCAGAUACCCCUGCUGGUUCCGGGACAUGCCUGUGUGCUCAAAGUGCACAACGCCAUCAGCUAUGGGACCAAGAACAACGACGAGCUCGUUCAGAAGAACUUUAAUCUGGCUGUGGAGGAGUGUCAGGUCCAGAACACAGCAAGGGAGUACAUCAAGGCCUACACCUCUGCUGCUCAGUCUGUUGAGGCCUUCGGAGACGUCCCGGAGAUCAUUCCCAUCUACCUGGUUCACCGUCCGUCCAACAACGUCCCCUACGCCACGCUGGAAGAGGAGCUGAUCGGUGACUUUGUCAAGUAUUCGGUCAAGGACGGCAAAGAGAUCAACCUGAUGAGACGCGACUCGGAGGCGGGACAGAAAUGUUGCGCUUUCCAGCACUGGGUCUACCAAAACACUGAGGGCAAUCUGCUGGUCACUGACAUGCAAGGAGUUGACAUGAAGCUCACAGAUGUGGGAAUAGCAACCUGUAAAAAAGGAUACAAGGGGUUCAAAGGAAACUGUGCCACGUCUUUCAUUGACCAGUUCAAAGUUUUGCACCAGUGUAACAAGUACUGCGAGAUCCUGGGGCUCAGUUCACUCCAGCCCAAACCCAAAAAGGCUUCAGCUGCUCCCAAACCUAAACUCCAACCCUCUGCUGCUCCUAAGAAGAAAAUAUUUGGGCCAACGCUGAAGAGCAAGUCGUAAUGAAAACGUAAAAAUUGCGACUUUUAGGACUCUCUGCUUUGACUUUUUGGACCUCGUGCUGCAGAGGCCUUCAAGGAGGAAAUGGUUGAACCACUCCGAAACAAUGACUCUGAACACUUGAAAAAGUUCUUUAAUUUAUUUUUUAUGAACACUUCACCUGAAACUUUGUGUCUUUAUUGCUGAAGUUUGUGAUCAUUUGAAGGAAUGCUUGAUAAGUGUAUCCACAGUGAUGAACUGCCACGUCUUAGACCCAUUAGGUAAUGGGCAACAAUACUAGGGUUUUCUUUUUCUUUACAGAUGUUUCCUUUUUUCUACG